UCAUACACUUCAGAUAUGGGUUUGUUGUCGAGCAGGAUAGCUGCAAAGAUGCUGGUAAAAUAUUUGAAGGUUGUAUGCUUUUACUUGGUGUUUCUAAGGAUUUGGUGUAGGCCUGCAUUUUCAUAUUCAGUGGUCACCUCUCUUCCUGGUUUUAAUGCUUCACUUCCUUUUAAGCUUGAAACUGGAUACAUAGGGGUGGAUGAUUCGGAGCUUUUCUACUAUUUUAUUGAGUCAGAAAGGAAUCCAGAGGAGGAUCAUCUCUUGCUGUGGCUCAAUGGAGGCCCUGGCUGCUCUAGCGCUUGUGCGUUGUUCUUUCAAUUAAUAGGUAAUGUGAUUGUUUGA
Molecule: messenger RNA, 342 nt
Organism: Hibiscus syriacus
Lineage: Eukaryota; Viridiplantae; Streptophyta; Magnoliopsida; Malvales; Malvaceae
Product: serine carboxypeptidase-like 7
Exons: 2
Coding region: 16-342 (108 amino acids)
Biological process (GO): proteolysis; secondary metabolic process
Molecular function (GO): serine-type carboxypeptidase activity; acyltransferase activity, transferring groups other than amino-acyl groups
Source: RefSeq, a predicted model, not a curated record